AUGACACCUUUUGCUGUCCUCUUUCUGUCAGUUGCUAUAAUUGCAUUCCUGGCAGGAGUUCUAGGAAAUGGAAUUAUCUUGGCUGCCAGUUCAUCGAGCUGCAUUGGGAGCAAGACAUGGCCCCCAUAUGAUAUGAUUGUGAUCUCGCUGAGUUCAUCUAGAUUCAUUUUCCAUUUCUGGAAUAUACUGUAUUUGUUCAUUAAUAUAUUGCGUGAACACUCCUAUUUUAAAGAAGAUAUAUCUUUUGUUUUCAAUCCAGGCUAUAUAUUUUUUAGCUACUCCAGCCUCUGGUUUGGAGCCUGGCUUAGUGUCUUCUAUUGUAUCAAGGUUGCCAGUUUUACACAGCAUUUCUUCAUCUGGCUGAAGCUAAGAAUUGCCAGGCUGGUGCCCUGGAUGCUGCUCACAUCAUGGCUCUGCUCCUUCACUGCUGCAAUUCCCUUUGCUUGGGAUGUCUACAGAGUGCACGAGAACUUCACUGCUCCUUUGUCCAUGACAAACUCUUCAGCAAGGAGAACCACAUGGAAUGACAGAUUGACUUUAUUGAAGAAUCUCUGGAAUGCAAGUACAGCUUUGCCUUUAAUAUUGUCUGUUGUUUCAAAUAUCCUGCUGAUUUGGUCUCUGUGGAUACACACUAGACACAUGCAAAAUAAUGCAAGUGGCUUUGGGGACCCCAGCUUAGAGGCCCAUAUGAAAGCCAUCAAGUCAGUCUUUUCCUUCCUUAUCCUUUACAUCAUAUAUUUUAUUUCUUUGCUUCUACUCCUAUACAGUGAGUUUUUAUCCUUGAGCAUUGAGGAAUCUAUCUGUGAAACUCUAUUAGCUGCCUGUUCUACAGCACACACAUUCGUCUUAUUUUGGAGCAAUCCAAAAUUUCAAGAGUUGCCAGCGAGGAUUUGGCAACACAUUAAGUGUCGUGUCAGAACUUCAUCCAUGUAAAAGACAGUGGCUUAGCCUGGACUUUCUAGUUUAGAUCCAAGUCAAUUAAAUUGAAAUCAUCAGAGGCAUAAAUAAGAGAUGCUGGAAUGAGUAGAUUAGGGCCUUGAUGUGGAAUCAUGAAGAAGUGAAAAUUUGCUUUACCUGGUCUUUAAUCUUGUUAUGAAAACUUAUCUAAAUUCUUUACUAUCUACUGUACUUUGUUCAGAAGAUCACCACA
Taeniopygia guttata (zebra finch) is the source of this 1150-nucleotide messenger RNA. RefSeq names its product taste receptor type 2 member 40-like. Lineage: Eukaryota; Metazoa; Chordata; Aves; Passeriformes; Estrildidae. The record is from RefSeq and is a predicted model, not a curated record. Gene Ontology annotation, molecular function: G protein-coupled receptor activity; bitter taste receptor activity. Gene Ontology annotation, cellular component: membrane. Gene Ontology annotation, biological process: sensory perception of taste; G protein-coupled receptor signaling pathway; detection of chemical stimulus involved in sensory perception of bitter taste.